Molecule: messenger RNA, 264 nt
Organism: Strongylus vulgaris
Lineage: Eukaryota; Metazoa; Nematoda; Chromadorea; Rhabditida; Strongylidae
Source: the annotation of a GenBank genome assembly
AUGGAAGGAGCAGUCACGACCGGCAAAGAAAAAGAAAAGGAUGUGGGAUGGAUUACACCCGAGAACAAUCCAGCGAUAGGAUCAAAGGCCUCGCCGAUCUUUGGCGAUAAAGGUGGCUGGAUAAGGGCCGCUGGCAGCGGGCCAGCACGAGACAUUCGCUACCGUAGGUGGCGCUGUCCUUCUGCGGAAUCGUGGACGAUUUUUGCUGCUUCUGAGGUUUUCGUAGCGUUCUGUCAGAAAUACAUGCCCUCAACGCUUGUCGUG